AGGAAAGGAAGAGAAGGACUUCCCUGUUUCUAUGUAUGUGACUGUUUAACCCGUUCAUACUCCCCAAAAGGCUUUGGAAUAGGGUAACUGUCAGUGCCAUGCUGUAAGCCUUAAACCAGUGUUCCCUGUCACUCGUUUCCAGCAUGCACUCGAGAGAAGUGUGAAUGUGUUUGGCUUGGCGUGUCCAAACCCAAAGCUUUCUCAGGAGUGAGGAUGCUCUUUGGGAAGAUACCAGCAUGUGAAGGAUGUGCUAGUCAGCUCUCCAGGGCGGUGUUGGAAGAGAUCUAGUCUUCAGUUUUCAGCAUGUGCUCCUCUCCUUGCUGUGGUAAAGAAGGAGCCAAGUCCAGUGUCUGAGGGAGGCUUGCUUGUGCACUCCUACUGAGCUCUUCAAUCCAGCUUAAGAAAACCUUUCCCAUUCUGACCAAGUUGAAAAGAGGAUUUUAUCACAGGCAGGGAGCUGUGGGGUAGAUCCAUAGGGUGUAUGUCACUUUUUUUUUUCUUCAUGUGUUUUUUCUUUCAGCAGAUCCGACUUUCAACCUGCUGACUUUUAUGGGAUUGGUUCACCUCAUCUGGAGCAGUAAUUUUAUGAAAUACCUGAGCAAGUUAAAGCAAAUGCCGUAUUUUCCAGGUGCAGCACGUUGGUGUUUCUUCAGUCUGGAUUCUAACCCCAAAUUCAGCACGGGUCAAAGGAGGUCACCUUGGCAGUGAACCACCUGUAGGUCAGUUUUAGUGGUGGAAACCGAGUUAUGGAUGCUACCAGGAGGAGCGGGAGAGACACCGAGUUGUGCUGAGCACAACUGGACAUGAAUGUGGUGGCCGAAACCUGGGCUGCAGAGAGCAUCAAGUGUGGUGGGAUAAAACAACCUGAACAGCUCAGAUAAGUGUUGGUGAGCAUCCUUACGGCUGUGACCUGCUGUCAGGGGAGGAGUUGGCUUGGGUAUCUCAGUGGGGCAGUAUGGCUAUUCAUGGAGCUGCACUUGGCAGCAGCUUGGCUGGGUGACUUGGCAGAAAGUUAUCUGACUAAUUGCUGCACUUACACUUUCAUAAUCGCGUUCUUAAGCCAAGCAGGGAGUCAUGGUGCUCGUGAGCUGCUCCAUUCUGUGCUAAAAUUAGCUCCUUUUUUAAUUAUUAUUAGAGAACUGAGCUGGGGUGGCUGUAAGGAUCAGCAUUGUUGGGAUACAGAUCCGGCUGACGUCUCAUGGGGUGCGGCUGUGAGGGAAGCUUGUUGCUGUGACGUACAGGACAUGAGAUAAAAUUGCAACACGUUUUCUUCCUGUAAAGUGGAAAAUGCUUCCUCUCAUUGUAAAAAGUAGAGAAAGGAGAAAUGGAAUUAUUCCCUGCUGUCAGGAAUCCUACGUGAGAAUGCUUGCUCCUUGCUGCCGUGUGGAGCCUGAGGGCCACAGCUCCUUUUUCUAUUUCUCUGGUGGCACAGUGUGCUUCAGGCAGGUUUUGUCAUCUCAGUGUCCCUGUCCAGGUUGGUCUGAAAGCAGAAAAAGCUGUUUUGAACCAAGUUGGGCAAUACCACUUGCACACAUUACUCUAGGUAGAACAAGUUGGGCUGUAUACCAUGUAUAAUAUCUUGGAGCAGGUACCUGUGGCACUUCCAAAUGUUGUUCUAUCCAGAAAUAACCUCUGCAUUAAUGGCAGCAGCCAGCUGAGGUCUUGGGAGUGAUCUUCUGCUCUGAAACACUGUGUGAGAUACAGCCGCAUCUGCUGCAGCCUCUGACAGUGUGAUGAGGAUGAGUCAGCACCAUCUUGCUUAAAAAUGAAUCCCCGCGUGCAGCAAGGCACCAUUGCAUUGUGCAUCCACCAUAUCCACGUGGUGUGGGCUGAGGUGAGCAGCCAGGCCCUGCGGGAGCACCCUGCAGCUGAGCAAUGCAUUGCUGCCAUUCCUCUACCAGCUAGAGGACCUACGCAGGAUUCCUCUCUGUGCUGGACUUGUGGCAGCAAGAAUUGAUGUCUUUUCUCGCAAUUUGCAUGGCUGGUGGGUCUCCCCCUGCCCAGGGAGCUGUGCAGCUCCUCCUGUUUUCAUUUGCUUUCUGGAUCUGCUUCCCUUGAGACAGUUUCGUUGUAAAGGAAACGGUGGUGCCGCUGGUGGGGGCUGCCCCGUGCGGAGGGACAGUCAUGCUUCCUCAUGAGCUGCUGGUUUUGUGGAUGAUGGUGACAUGACUGAUGCAGUGGGUGGAUGUCUGGGAUGGGCAUCAUAAAUAGGACCCGUGGGAGAUGCCUCUCAGUGUUCUUCCAGGACAGAGGUACUCCAGGGAAGGGUGAGAAGCUCUGGUUUCACGCAGCCAGUAUCUCCCACGUUUGCUCCCAGGUAAGCCUGGAGGAAGGAGAAUGGUUUCUCCAGAUAUUGCUUGAAUCCUUUUUGCUUCAGGCCAUGGACUGAUUUCAUUUCUGUCAUUUCUGUGCUGAACGAGGGAGGAGAUUCCCCCAGGGAGAGGGGGAGAGGGAGAAGUCCCUGCUGAGGCCAAAGGGGGACCUGCAGCAGGCCUGAGGUUGGAGCAGCCCCCUGGGUGAGCUCCAGGGAAGGAGGAGCUCUUCUGGAAGGUCUACAGAGGGGUAAAGGACUCAGUGCUGGGUCCUCCUGACUCUAGGUGAACAACAGGAAGGAUGAGAGGUCUUGGGUUUGUUACAAAAGUGGGAAUGAUGGAAAUCAGAAAGGAGAUAGCGCUGCCUCGGAUGGGUGGGUAGCAGAGCUGGCAGUCCGCCUUGGAGCUCCCAGCUAACAACAGCAGCAGUGCCCUGACAUUGGGUUGGCAACCCCAAUUCCUCCACAGGAGCAGGGCUGUGAUGCAGCUCUUCCCAUGGAAACAACCACGCAGCACCCCAUGGGUUCUGCUUCUGCAAAGCCAGAGCCGCCGCCUCCUCUCUUUUCCAUGCAGGUUGGUAAUGUGUGUAGGGAGAUGCAGCCGCAUCGUGGGCCCCUGCUUGCUGGUGCUGGGCAUGCUCUCCGUGGUGGCCAGCAUCCUGCUGCUCUUCCCUGGCGGGUCCUGGCAGUACCUGGUGGAUGGGCACAUCAGCAGGAGGGCAAAGAUCAUGCCAGGUACCUGGGGAGGCGGCAUCAUGGUAAGCGCCGUGUCUUGCGUGGCCUCCUCCAACAUGCACUGAGCAAGGACAAAGAGCAGGAUUGGGCGUCCUGCUUUUGUUCCCCUUUGUCCCCACAGGCCACUUUCUCCUUCCUGCAGGUGCUGCUGGCAGCUAUCCACAUCACCGCUGUGGGAUGGCGAUGCGCCUGCUGCUCCGACUGCGGCACCCGUCGGAACGCCUUCCUCUCUGUUGUCCUCUCCAAGCUGGCUCUCCUGGGCUCUGCCGCCUGCUUCUUCUUCUCGGGGCUGGGUCUGACUGACGGCCCUCUCUGCCUCUACAACACCACUGAGCUCAGCAAUGGCCUUAUCUGGGACUACCCCUUCGUGGACACCCCUAGCAACAGGGCCUUGGAGAAUUUCUACCUGUUCUACCCGAGCACCUGGGGCACCUGCCUGGAGCCGGUGGGCAUCGUGGCAUGGCACGUCACCUUCUUCUCCCUCCUGCUGCUCAUAAGUGCUGCCGAGAUGGUGCUAACCUUCCUCCAGAUCAUCAACGGCUGCGCCGGGUGCCUCUGCGGCUUCUGUGAGAGGAAGGAGGCAGGGCUCUCCCAUGUGCCUGGGGUGAGGUGAGACCAUGUUUCCCAGCUGUGGCCUCUGGGGAGACCACUCCUGCUCACUCCAUGUCUUCCAUUCCGCGACACACCUGAGCCACGUAUGUAAAUAAAAGCCUGAUUUAUUUUUGUUAA
Centrocercus urophasianus (Greater sage-grouse) is the source of this 3775-nucleotide messenger RNA. RefSeq names its product transmembrane 4 L six family member 19 (gene TM4SF19). The coding region runs from base 2808 to 3659 and encodes 283 amino acids. Gene Ontology annotation, cellular component: membrane. The transcript is spliced from 3 exons. The record is from RefSeq and is a predicted model, not a curated record. NCBI's taxonomy places the organism in Eukaryota, Metazoa, Chordata, Aves, Galliformes, Phasianidae.